AUGAUGUCCUCCAAAAUUAAGGAUAAUUUGCUAGCUGAGAUGCGGCGGUCGUUCGAUCUGUCCCAUACGAAACUUUCCAGCGCAGCACAACGCGCCUUCGCAUUGGUUAAUACGCCUCACCAUAUGGUGGUCUUAACUAAAAGGCACGGGCAGCGCGAUGGAGCCGAGCAAAGGUCCAAACCAUACAGUGUAGCCGACGCUCAAGGAGGAUCAGGAUGUGGAAACAUCACAGGAAAGACAAGCCUUGAGCAGCAUGACAGCCGAACCUGUGAGACCCUAGAGAAAAAGCACAGUCUGUGA
This is a messenger RNA of Histoplasma mississippiense, 300 nucleotides long. RefSeq lists its product with no specific name. The coding region runs from base 1 to 300 and encodes 99 amino acids. The transcript has 3 exons. The record is from RefSeq and is a predicted model, not a curated record. Lineage: Eukaryota; Fungi; Ascomycota; Eurotiomycetes; Onygenales; Ajellomycetaceae.